AGCUCAAAGUAUAUUUAGAAUUUUAUGCAAAUGCUCGGCGUCUGUGGACAGUUGAACGCGAAAUAUACUCCAUUUGACAGUGCGCGCAUACACAGGCAGUUGGUGCAUGCGCGCUACGACUGUUAGAAGACACCGGACUAUUUCUCUUCAGGCUCAAAUUGAACUUUAGUUCCUACAGAUAAUCCAGAAGAAGUGACUCUCCUUGAACAGCUGAAACGUGUAUAGAAAUGGCAAAAUUCUUAUCACAAACUCAGAUUGAUGAGUUCAAAGAAUGUUUCUCCCUUUAUGAUAAGAAACGAAAGGGGAAGAUUGAUGCCAAAGACCUUAUCACGGUCAUGCGCUGCCUGGGUACAAGUCCAAUUUAUAGUGAAGUGGACAGACAUCUACAAGUCCACAAAAUAGAUAAGACAGGGGAGCUGGACUUUUCCACGUUUCUAACCAUGAUUCACAGACAGAUGCAGCAGGAGGAUCCUAAGACUGAAAUUCUGGAGGCUAUGCGUAUGACAGACAAACACAAGAAGGGUUACAUUAUGGACUAUGAGCUGCGGGCCAAACUCACUGGCCUGGGAGAAAAGCUCACUGAUAAAGAGGUUGAUGGGCUUUUUAAGGAGGCUAAUGUUGGACCUGAUGGACGAAUUCAUUAUGAGGAGUUCACCAGAAUGGUCACACUUCCUACAGUGGACUACUAAUGAACAAGUAUCUGUAGAUGAGUGGGUUGGAAGCUUAUCCUGAGUAAUGCAAUUAUUUACUGGCAAGAGUGGGAUUUUUCUGUUCUUUGU
Messenger RNA from Myxocyprinus asiaticus (Chinese sucker), 779 nucleotides. Its product is annotated as calmodulin-like protein 4. The record is from RefSeq and is a predicted model, not a curated record. Gene Ontology annotation, molecular function: calcium ion binding. Lineage: Eukaryota; Metazoa; Chordata; Actinopteri; Cypriniformes; Catostomidae. Gene Ontology annotation, cellular component: myosin II complex. The transcript has 6 exons. The coding region runs from base 228 to 689 and encodes 153 amino acids.